This is a messenger RNA of Saccoglossus kowalevskii, 920 nucleotides long. RefSeq lists its product as uncharacterized. NCBI's taxonomy places the organism in Eukaryota, Metazoa, Hemichordata, Enteropneusta, Harrimaniidae. The record is from RefSeq and is a predicted model, not a curated record.
AGAUUAUCCUCAUAUAGUCUUCUCUAAUGAGUUGUCAAUCAUGAAAGUAGGAAUUGUGGAGUCAAUUAUUCAUCAGUAUAACUCUACAAAUGACAAAGUUUCUUUUCAUUUUGAUUUUAAGUUUGGGUGGUCCUUGCCUGGGUUGUUACCAUAAUCAUGACUGUUCAUCAGGGAAAUAUUGUGAUGCUCUUGCUGGAUAUUGCCUGGACUGUAGCUGUUGUUGUCAACACCAGAUAGACAGACAAGAAUUUGUUGACAAAUGUUCAGAGGAAAUGAAACCAUUUCAGUGGUGCUUUGAACCCAAACAUGGAUCUGAAUGCUCCUGUGAUUUUACAACCCCUGCAUUGCCAGUCAGCAAUAACAUAAGCACCACUCACAGCAGUAGUGAGACCAGUAGUAACACGAUCAGUACUCAGCAGCAGUCAACAGGUACGAUAACAAAACUGACCACCAUAUACCCUGCAGUGCCUGGAAACAGUAAUUGGUUUAAAGAUAAUGAGGUUAUAAUUAUAAUUAUGUCAAUUCUGAUGAUACUAGUAGUAGUCAUAUGUGGUAUAGUUUGUAAACGAUCAUGCAAUAGGCGAUUACGCAGAACAACAAAAUAUGAUGAAAUCCCAACAAGUACCGGGGACAAUCCAAGUAAUGUGCAUGAUAUGGCUAACAGAACUGAUAUCGAUUCAAUGGACAACCAUGUAAAGGUAUUACCACAUAUAUCACCAGAAUCAACAAAUACACAGUCUCCAACAAGUACAACCCCAGUGCGAGGUGCAACGGUUAAAAAGGAAGCCGAGACAAGCAAUGGCCAACAACUUAUCAAUUCAAAUCAAAGUCAAAUUUCAAUACAUGUUAAUACUCUAAAUAUUGGCACGAUAGGGGACAGUACAGUGAAUAUUGUAUCAGAUAGUACAAUUUAUAGUUAA